This is a messenger RNA of Dama dama (fallow deer), 3165 nucleotides long. RefSeq names its product carcinoembryonic antigen-related cell adhesion molecule 7-like. Gene Ontology annotation, cellular component: cell surface; plasma membrane. Gene Ontology annotation, molecular function: protein tyrosine kinase binding. The transcript is spliced from 7 exons. Bases 134 to 1387 code for a protein of 417 amino acids. Lineage: Eukaryota; Metazoa; Chordata; Mammalia; Artiodactyla; Cervidae. Gene Ontology annotation, biological process: signal transduction; regulation of immune system process. The record is from RefSeq and is a predicted model, not a curated record.
GCUGGUGCUCCUGCGCGGGAGGAGGCCCAGCACAGAGGGGGAAGCAGAGCUCACAGGGCGACUGCAGGGCUUGUGAGCGUUUCUGGAGCAGAAGUUUUCCUCACAGAGAGGGACACAGCAGACAGCAGGCACCAUGGAGCCCCCCUCAGGUCCUUCCCGCAGACGGUUCGUCCCCUGGAACAGGCUCCUGCUGGCAGCCUCACUCUUAACUUUCUGGCCCCUGCCCACCACUGCCCAGCUCAGUAUUGAAGUGGUGCCCCCACUUGCUGCAGAAGGAUCGGAUGUUCUUCUACUUGCCCACAACGUUACAGAGAAUCCUCUAGGCUAUACCUGGUACAGAGGAGAAAGGGUAGAAAACAGCCAGCUAAUUGCAUCAUAUAGACCAGAAACUAAUGUAAUUACCAAAGGGCCUGCGCACAGCGGUCGGGAGACACUUUACCCCAAUGGAACCCUGCUGAUCCAGCACGUCACCCAGAAAGACACAGGAUCCUACACCCUGCUCAUUUUAAAGUUUGAUUUACAGACAGAAAGACAGACUGGACACCUCCACAUACACCCGGUGCUACCCACACCCGUCAUCACCAGCAACAACUCCAAGCCCUGGGAGCACGAGGACACUGUGGUGUUAACGUGUGGACCUGAGACCCAGAACACCUCCUACAUCUGGUGGAUCAACGAUCAGAGCCUCCCCAACAGCACGAGGCUGGAACUGUCUGAGGACAAGAGGACUCUCAUUGUGUUCAAUGUGACACGGAAAGACACAGGGCCCUAUGUGUGUGAAGCCCGGAACCCAGUGAGUGUCCGCCGCAGUGACCCAUUCACCCUGCAGGUCCUCUACCCAGUGGCACGGCCCUCCCUCCAAGCCAGCAACACCACAGUCGCAGAACAUGAGGGUCCCGUGGUCCUGACCUGCCUCACAAAUGAGACUGGGGUCUCCAUACGCUGGUUCUUUGAAGGCCAGAGUCUCCUCCUCACAAGGGGGAUGACACUGUCCCUGGACAAUAGCACCCUCACCAUAGACCCUGUCAGCAGAAAAGACAACGGGUAUUAUCAAUGUGAGGUCUCCAACAGGGGCAACUCCAGCAAAAGUGACCCCCUCAGGCUGCAUGUGAAAUAUAAACCGACAUCAGAAAGUUCCUCUGACCUCUCAACUGGUGCCAUUGUCGGCAUCGUGAUUGGAGCUGUGGCUGGGGUGGCUGCUCUGAUACCAGCCCUGGUGUAUUUUCUGUACAUCAGAGAAACUAGAUGGUCAAGUCACUCUGACAGUUCACCUGGAAAGGUUAAUGAAGUUGAAUAUUCCUCCCUGAACUUCAAUGCCCAGGAAUUAAAAAAGAAAGCGACUUCAGCCUCCCCAUCUCCAACACAUACAAAAACCAUUCAGAAGUGAAAAAACAGUAAUGGAACCUGUCCUGCUUGUUGCACUGUUGACUUAUUCCAAGCUUCCCACCUCCAUCCCCAGGAGAUCCCUCUGCCCUCAUGGAAAAUGAGGAGACAGUCUUCCCCCAGCUCCUUCAACCCCUAAUGAGGCUCCUCCAGGGUGCCUGGUCACAGCCCCUUCCUUCAGUGUCAGUGGAUGAAAAGGCACAUCCACUAGGAGCUCUGUAGGAAACCAAAACUUCCUCGUCAUUGAAAUCAAGCAAAGCGGACCUUGGGAGAAAGUUGCUAGAACCUCUGCCCCUAGACCAGUUGUAAACUUGUGUAUUCAGAACACAUUCAUUCCUUCCCACCUCAGUCCUAUUGGAGUCUAACAUGAAUUUGCCAUAACCUGGAGAAUGAUUUCUUAUCCACUGAAAUGCCUGUGCCAGAAAAGAAGAGCAAGGAUAAGGAAAACAAAGACCUUCUGCACUCUGAAGCCCGAUGUGAACCCGCCAUUCACAGGAAGACACAUACAUGACCAGCUCUGAACUGGGAAGUUCUACACCUUUGUCUGCUUUCAGGGUUGUCUGCCUGCAGGAUCAGGGACUAAGCAACUUACUACUUAGCUAGAAUACCAUCUAAACCUUUAAAAGCGUGCCUUCAGAGAACCCGCUAGAAGCAACUAGAAAACAACUUCUCAGCGUUCGUAAGUGUAUGUUGAUGGAAACUGCAAAAACAAAAAACAAACAAACAAACAAAAAAAAACGACACACAUUGUUUUAAUAAUGCUAUGGGCUUUAUUCAAGGCAAUGCCCGGAGAUUCAGGGGUCAUCGGUUUAUGGGGCAGUCAGCUCUUACCAGAUGCAAUCUGCUGGGAUUGGGGAAAGGACUCAGAAAUCACCCUGCAGAGAUUAUUUAAAUAAUGGUCAAAGAAUGUACAAUUUGGGGGUAUUGUGUUGUUUUUUCCCUUCCUUCUGAGACAUUCUGCCAUUUUAAUUUUUGUAACUGCUUGUUUAUGUGAAAGGGGUUCUGUUUAAUUUGCUGCAUAAGCCAAUAUGACCACUUCAGGAGGAAGAACCUACCAAAGCCCCUCAUGUCCCUCUGGCCAUGAGCUCCCUAAGCCUUUUGUGUCAGGGGCUCCGCACAGAAAAUAAGAAGUAGCAGUUGUCUACCUCACGGCCAGAAAUGGGUCUCACUCCAUUUCUAGGCAUCUCAGGCCAGUCAUCAACUGCCUUCUCUUCCGUGUUCCCGCCUGUGCCUGUUCUGUCUGUCUGCCCCGCUUACCUUCUCAGGAGCCUUCUUGAGAAGCAGGAGCGCCCUGAAGGGAACACGGCCCCUUGCGCUGUUAGCAUUGUUUACAGCCGAGGAGGCCGCACUGGUGCGCACGCUCCUUAGGACACAAGGUGCAGAUUAUGACUCAGCCCUGGGUUUCUUGAAGAGCCUCUGGAAUUCUUCUCCCAUGGGGUGCACGGGACCCAAUGUGUCGGCACAGAAAGGGAGGACGGGAGGAGGAGAGGUGCACCUGCUUCUCACCAGCCUUCUGCACAGACGGGGCCUCCUUGGGCUGCUGAGAGAAAGGCUUUAUUUCACCUUCAUGACCGACCGCCUGCUGUGUGGAACUGGCCCCCCAGAGAGGGGUGGCUGGGAGCGCUCUGUACUCAGUACCUCUUUCAGGGUUUUCUCACCCUGAUACAGACUGUGUACACCUCCCCUCAUGCAAGCAAUUCUGCAUAAUUUAAUUUUGCCUGGCUGAGGCCACUUCUGAAUGAUUUGUAAAAAUUGCUCUAUAUUUAUAAUAAAUAUUGUGUA